AUGUCCUCAGAGGAAGCAAAUGCAGCUGCCGAAGAAGAAAUAAAGUACUCCUUUUGGGAGAGGAGACUGGACGAGUAUGUGGCUAAGUGUCUUUCGGCUGGUUUGACCAGAGCGCAUCGCCAGUCGGGACGUGCCUACAGAGGUAUUGACGAAAUAAGAAGGGCAGUAAGCAGCAAUUUCCACCGUGGCACUUAUACGGACGCCGUGAGUUAUGAUCGAAUGCGUUCAACUCAGCGGCGCCCUGGCUCUCGAUUACGUGAAAAGAAAAAGUAUGCUAAUAAUGACCUCUGCAAUCUAACGCGAUAUGGAACAGCUAAAGAGACGUUGGUUUUUGCUACUGACACUAGUCCGUCCAGUUCGCAGUACGCCGAGACGCCAGACAUAGAUCACGAUGUUGCUAUCAGGGAGUUCUAUGAGAGGAUCCUUCUCGCAAAAAAAUGUCCUGCCGAACAGUCCAACCAACUGAGAGAGCUCAAGAAAUACUUCGACUACGUGAGAGAAUGUAAUGCCAACGGCGUCAUAAUCGCCCUUCUCAACAUCCAUACCCACAUAGAUUGCAAUAUGGACACAAUUAUGGCUCUGGAGAGCAGCGAAGGCAUCACAGUACUGCUCAAUUUGCUAGGUGCAGACGUGCCUCGCGUUCAAAAGGCAGUCAUCAAGGUACUCCUAAAACUAUGCAAGACAAUAUACUUCGCCAGGCUGGUGGUAGGACUAGGUGGGCUACCUUCUCUGGCCCGUCUAUUAUCUUCCAACGCUGAGGGUGUGUGCUACCAGGCAGCGGAAGUGCUGGCACAACUUGCUUAUCUAAAGGAAACACGAACCAUCGCCUACCGGACUCACCUCAUAAGUGAACUUGUCUGCUUGUUGGGACGACUUGUCUCGGAUGUGGAGCAGUUUUACGCACCCACGAAAAUACCCCUCGAGGAUGGGGUAGAAACGGAGGACGAGCAGGUGCUCAAGCUGCCCGCCCAGAUGGUGAAAGUAGUGGCUGCUACAGCUAGUGUGCUUAAAACCAUUUCUCGUUUGGCUAUGCAUUCGCCCAAUAUCGAGCUGAUUCGUCGGGCUGGAGCUGUUCCACUCGCAAUGCAACUCCUCAGUUGCCCGGAAAUAGAAAUCCUGGUGACGGCUUAUCAUUUCCUAUCCAUAUGCGCCAAGGAAGAUGUGAACAGAAAGACGAUAAUAACUGGGGACGCAUUGACAACCUUUCUCAAAGCCAGCGAACAUCCAAAUGUAAUGCUGCGGGUGAAUAGUACCAAAGUUAUAAGCAUGUGUCUGCUUGAGGAGUCAGUGCGUGAGGAUUUCCUGCGAAGAAACGGUUCUACCGGUUUCUUCCACGCGAUCAAACGGGAAUCAAAUGUUGUGAAAUCGAUAAUGUCGAGUUCCUGGCUAUCUGAAGAUCCAUUUGACACUAAAAUGCUCAUCGCGGUGGCCAAAGUGGCUCCUAGUAAAGAUGAAAAUCACACCACCUCGGGUGUUCUGACUUCGAUAGAUAUGCAGAACUCUCUGGAAGCCCAUAGUGGCGACAUGAACGCCAAACAUAUUCUCCUUCUCAGUUCCCUUCUCGAUGCUCUAACGGCUUUUACAGAAGACAAAAAGUACACUGAAAAUCUGGCAGAAUUAGGUCUCACACGUGAACUCAUAAAUCUCAUCUCGCUCCUAACUCCUCACAUUCAUAACCACUACCAAGUCCCCUGUGUCAUAUCGCCAAAGCUGUUGAAACUGAAAAAGAUUGAGUGCUGCGCAGCUUCAGCCCUAAAAUGUCUGAGUAAGUUUGAGCAGUCACCAGCCUCCCUGCAGGUGCUCGAUAAUGAUCCAGCGCUAAUUCGAACCGUCAGCGAUCUGCUCACUCUUUGGAACUCUUCCGUCCUGGAGCCCUCCAUCGGUGUGGUGGCGACGCUAACCGCACACAGAGGCAUCCUAAUUAAACUUUUGGAUGCACACAUCUUUCGUGUAGUGCUCUCCCUCUCAGAACACCCAGCUAUAGCCAUUAAGGCCGCUGCUCUGAAGGCGGCCUAUAGGCUGCUCCAGCAGGCGCCGGACAAGAAGGCGAUACUCCGACCAGUAGCCUCCUCCCUCCACCAUCUAGUUACGAUGUUGCGUGAUCUGGCUGAGCAGAGUCGGAACACAGUAGAAAAGCAGAAGAAAGCAGUACUCGAGGAGGUAACACGUUGGGGGUUCUCUUUUAUCGCGGAAAUGGAACAAGUAACCCUCUAUCGCACAAUCCUUACAGACCUGGGUGUGACUCGGUUGUUGAUUGGCUAUUUGGAUCAGGCAACCACUACUGACUCGUGCCUAGCUCUUGUAAGGGCACUGAGGUAUGCAUCAGAGGGUCUGAGUAAGUGCUCAGGCGUCCUGACAGAGAAGCACUUGGCUCGACUCUUCUCCUUCCUGAAGCCCCCGCAUGAGGAGCUGCAGCGAACAGCUGGUCAUGUGAUCUAUACCCUCGAUCAACAGCCGGUGAUCUCGAGACGGAUGAAGGAUCUCGGCCUGUCCAACCUGCUAAUCCAGAUGCUAGGCUCAGGCAUCCGGGAGCUACAGCUGGCUGCUGCAACAACAAUUUGUAAGAUGAAACUGAAGUUCAAAAAGAAGAAGAAGAAGAAUAUUUCGACAGAGUACACUACUGGGGAGGAAGGGGAGGAGGAGGAUGAAGUGGAGGAAGAAGUUGUGAGGUUGACGGAAGAGAGCGAUGACUGA
Spirometra erinaceieuropaei is the source of this 2694-nucleotide messenger RNA. The record is from the annotation of a GenBank genome assembly. Lineage: Eukaryota; Metazoa; Platyhelminthes; Cestoda; Diphyllobothriidea; Diphyllobothriidae.